AUGUCUGAGCGCUGCAGUGGCUUCCCUGGUUCUUUGUUUGCCACUGAUCUGGCGGUGCGGUUUCAAUGUGAAACGACGGCCAACGAGGUUUCAGACGAGGACGACGCUUUGUUAACGUCUGACUCGUCACCGGACAACGACGAGACUGAGAACGAGGAAGAUCUUCCCGGAAGCGAACACAGCGAUGACGCUACUCUUUUACCAGACGAAGCUGCUACGCUCAACGAGGAAGAUCUUCCCGUUCACGUUGACAGCGAUGACGACACUCUCCCUCCUUCACCUCAACAGCAUUCUUUGCCACCUCCUUCAUCUCCGUCUCACUCUACUACACCACCUCCAGUUCUACUACCUUCCAGCCCAUCUUUUGUUUCGUCGUCAUCAUUGUCAACCUCAAGGUCUCGUCGUUGUCCUCGUCAGCCUCGUCAGCCACGUCAACGGCUAAGGAUAGCCACUCGUCGGCCUCAACGACAGUUGCAACAGCAGCAGUCGUCUGAUUCCGAGCCUGAGCCAGCCGAACACCUUGAUCGCCGCUCCGAACCACUGAACGUCCAGGAGUUGUCUGAAUAUCCACCUAUUGAUACAUAUCAAUUGAAUCUACCACCGUUUCAACCAUUCAGGCAACCUGGAUUCUACCCUCCUCCAACAUAUCCAACUGACGCCCUUGGAGUCUUCAAACUGUUCUUCACCGAUGAUAUGCUGGAGACUAUCAGAAUAAACAGCAAUAUCAACGGUGAAGACAGUUGCAAAAAGACUUAUCGUGGAAGAUCAGAAGGGCGCCGAGGAGAGGGGAGUUUUCGUUCAGUGACGCUUGCGGAGAUGAACUCAUUCAUAGGGCUCAUAAUAUACAUGGGAAUUGUAAAGGUUCCCGAGCUCUGUGAAUACUGGUCCACAACCUUUCCAUUCCACGGAUUGUGGGCCAGACGGUUCAUGUCACGCAAUCGUUUUGUCGCUAUAAUGUCGGUCCUGCAGAUGGAGAAUCCUCGCACUGACAAGGACCGAGGGACUGACCCAUUGAGAAAAGUCAGAGGCCUCGUUGAGGCCAUGCGCUUCAACUGCAUGAAAUAUGGUCAGCCCCAUGCCCGUGUCUCACUUGACGAGCGAAUGGUUAAAGCCAAAGGUCGCUUUGGCUUUAGGCAAUACAUAAAGAACAAACCCGUCAAGUGGGGAGUGAAGUUGUAUUGUGUAUGCGAUUCAAUCUCCGGCUACACAUACAACUUCGAGAUAUACACGGGCAAAGAGCGACAAUCAUCGGAUGCGGCGACGACAGCAGCAACAGCAGUAGCAACAUCGGCUGGCUCGGCUCGGAAACGACGGAAGACGACACGUCAACCAGCGGAUGACACAAGUGUGAUCCAUCGUACGGUCAUGCGUAUGAUGGAUCCUCUCCUUGACCAGGGGUACACUGUAUACACAGAUCAAUUCUACACAUCAGGACCUCUGUUCAAGGAGCUUUACAAUCGGGGUACGAUGGCUUGUGGUACAGUCCAGGAAAAUAGGAAGGGUGUUCCUCCAGAAAUGAAAACGCCAAGAGUCUUUGGCAAGUCACCACGUGGUUCAUUUCGCUAUCACCGCGAUGAAGAACUAUUGGUGAUUCAGUGGGUGGACCGAAGCGUGGUGACGGUUAUGAGCACCCUUCAUUCUGGACACCGUUAUACUCCCUGCGACAGAUUUACCAAGGAUCGUGCAAAGUAUGACGGGCACCACAAGAUCACGAUUUCCAGACCUGAGGCUAUUGGUGACUAUAAUGUGCACAUGGGCGGAGUAGACAAAUCGGAUCAGAUGAUCAAAUACUACGAAGUCCUGCACAAGAGCCUCAAGUACUGGAAGAAGAUCUUUCUGCACAUGAUUGACUUGGCCGUAUUCAACAGCUACAUCAUGUUUACUGCCCUUCAAAAACAACAUCCUCAAGAUCCACUUCUCAAGAGGAAAGGGCAGUAUACGCAGAAAGUCUUCAGGUGUGAGCUUAUGCGAGGGUUGGCUGGAAUCGAUAUUAACGAACCUGUACCACGAUAUUGUGAAUCAAACAAAAGGGUGGUACAGAAUAAGAAAUUUUACGCGCAAGGCAUACAGAUAUAA
Molecule: messenger RNA, 2076 nt
Organism: Corticium candelabrum
Lineage: Eukaryota; Metazoa; Porifera; Homoscleromorpha; Homosclerophorida; Plakinidae
Product: piggyBac transposable element-derived protein 4-like
Exons: 9
Coding region: 1-2076 (691 amino acids)
Source: RefSeq, a predicted model, not a curated record